Messenger RNA from Alosa alosa (allis shad), 3691 nucleotides. It is a transcript of the gene lrfn1, whose product is annotated as leucine rich repeat and fibronectin type III domain containing 1. The record is from RefSeq and is a predicted model, not a curated record. Gene Ontology annotation, molecular function: protein binding. NCBI's taxonomy places the organism in Eukaryota, Metazoa, Chordata, Actinopteri, Clupeiformes, Clupeidae.
UUACAGACAGACCCCUAUUCGUCCCGGACUAAAGCGUGAUGCUGUUGGAGAAAGCACAAGCAUCAAGCAUGCGUAGGUGGGAUUCCUUCGCUUAAUUCCCAACAACACUGGCAACCUUGGAAAACAUUCGAGAUGAACAUCUUAUGCUGCCUACGGUUGGACGCGAUUAAGUGGUUUAUUUCUGUCAAAGCACAAAGCGAUUUCACGUUGUUUUUCUCCAGCAACUGAACAACGCGUGUAUGUCUGCAAUACCUUGGCUUCUCCGUCUUUUUCAUCUCAGUCGUGGCUUUGAGAGGAUAUUGGAGUGAUGCGUCCCUCAGAUGGGAUUGGUCGCUAAAACUGUACAGACGCAGACUGCACGACGCUGUAAGAAAUACGCAUCUGACUCACUGUAAUGUUUUCUCGACAUGUGGAUUCAUAUGGCCUCGUUUGGUGUUAUGGACCAGCCCUAACCACUCACCUUUUUGAAAACAAUUUGGAUUUCCUUCACAUCGGGUUCAUUCUCCCAAGGAUUGAAUUUGGAUUACGGCGCAGUGAACGUCGCAACCGAAGGGGAAGGUAAAGGCUGUUAAAAGCGGCAGUCCUGUCUCUCAGAUCAACCCGAUUGGAUUUUUAAAAGUAACGUUGGAAGAUGAAUUUGAGGGAUUCAUUCCUUCAACCAGUCUACAUGCUAUCUCUGUAAACCAACGGAGGUUUUAGUGUUUCACUCUGACUUGGGCCAAUAUCUGGUGGAUUGUGAGUACUGUAACCAAAGACUAUAAUUUGGGACAGGGAGAAUUUGGGCGCCUUUGUGGAGAGCCGACUGCCCCUCAACUUGGCAAUCAGAUUAAUGCUACUGGGUAAAGACACUGUUUGGCUCAACACUGGGAAGCCGAGAGAGACAACAAUCGGGCAGAACUGGUGUGUGUCCCCUCCAUAUCAGCGGGUGGCAGUGUGAGUGGGGAUGUACAUGUGAGAUGAGCGACAACAGCCUGAGUUUGCACUCUGAACCCGGAAGCUGAUACAUUAUGGAGCGGCUGGUUUUGUGUGUGUUGGUGUUUGGAGUGCUGGCGAAGGCGCAGAACUGCCCAGGUCGCUGCAUAUGCCAGACCAUCUCGCCGACCCUCACCCUUCUGUGUGCCAAGACGGGGCUGCUGUUUGUGCCGCCAGGCAUCGACCGUAAGACGGUGGAGCUGCGCCUGACCGACAACUUCAUCACGGUCAUCCGGCGGAGGGACUUUGCCAACAUGACCAGCCUGGUCCACCUGACGCUGUCGCGCAACACCAUCAGCCAAAUCGCACCGCACGCCUUUUUGGGCCUCCGUGCCCUCCGCGCCCUGCACAUGGACGGCAACCGGCUGACCGUCAUCAAGAGCGAGCACCUGAGGGGCCUGGUCAACCUCCGCCACCUCAUCUUGGGCAACAACCAGAUCCACACUGUGGCGGCAACGUCCUUCGACGAGUUUGUGUCCACCAUCGAGGACCUGGACCUGUCGUACAACAACCUGCACACACUCCCGUGGAGUGCCAUCGGGCGCAUGACCAACAUCAACACGCUCUCGCUCGACCACAACCUCAUUGACUACAUCGAGGCGGGCACCUUCACCAUGCUGACCAAGCUGGUGCGACUGGACAUGACGUCCAACCGGCUGCAUAAGCUUCCGCCGGACAACCUCUUCCAGAACGCGCAGGUCAUGUCUGACCCCAAGAACUCCAACCCCACGCGCCUGGCGGUCAGUUUCGGCGGCAACCCGCUGCACUGCAACUGCGAGCUGCUCUGGCUGCGGCGGCUGACCCGCGAGGAUGACCUGGAGACGUGCGCCUCGCCCGAGCACCUGAUGGACAAGUACUUCUGGUCCAUCCAGGAGGAGGAGUUCACCUGCGAUCCACCGCUCAUCACGCGGCACACCGUGUCCAACCCGUACGUGAUGGAGGGCCAGAGCGUGGCGCUCAAGUGCAAGGCCAUGGGCGACCCCGACCCCGCCAUCCACUGGCGCUUCCCCGACGGCAAGCUGGUGCACAACAACUCGCGCACGAUCGUGCACGACAACGGCACGCUGGAGAUCCUCAUCACCACGCUCAAGGACAACGGUGCCUUCACCUGCGUGGCAUCCAACGCAGCCGGCAUGGCCACAGCCGCCGUGGAGAUCAGCAUGAUCCCGCUACCGCUCUUCGUCAACAACACGGGACACUUGAGGGAGGGCUCGCGCCUUCGCGACAUCACCACCUCCUCCAAGUCCAACGACACCAAGAGCCAGGACCGCAGGGUGGUGGUGGCCGACGUUACCGCCUCGUCUGCGGUCAUCCGCUGGCCUUCUGAGAGACACAUCCCCAACAUACGGAUGUAUCAGAUCCAGUAUAACAGCACAGCAGAUGACACACUGGUCUACAGGAUGAUCCCGUCCACUAGCAAGACGUUCUUGAUCAAUGAUCUAGCGGCGGGUCGGGAGUAUGACCUGUGCGUGCUGGCAGUCUACGACGACGGCAUCACGCUGCUGACGGCCACGCGCGUGGUGGGCUGCGUCCAGUUCCACACGGCGGCCGAGGCCAGCCAGUGCCGCUUCAUCCACAGCCAGUUCCUGGGUGGCACCAUGAUCAUCAUCAUCGGCGGCAUCAUCGUGGCGUCCGUCCUCGUCUUCAUCAUCAUCCUCAUGAUCCGCUACAAGGCUCACGGCGGGCCAGACGGCGCCAAGGCCAAGGCGUGCGACAGCGGCAGCAGCAGCAGCAGCAACGUCCACUCGCAGACCAACGGGAGCAACCAGCAGCAGGGCGGGCGCAUGGGCCGCUCGGCCUCCAAGCAGCAGCACGCGGCGCCGACGGAGGAGAGCCGGUGCCUGGACGGUCAGCACCGCCAGUCGUCGUCUGUGUCGGCGGCGAAGGACUGCAAGGCGCUGGUGCUGAGGCUGAAGAGCGAGUGCCAGCUGGAGCCGACGCCUGGCGGUAGCGAGUCGGCCGUGCUGGAGGUGGAGCUGCCUCCGCUCUCGGCCAUGGAGAAGACGGCCAAGGCGGCAGUGGCCGCGCUGGCCCGCCGCGCCAGCCUUGACGCCCAGGCGUCCUAUGGUGCCAGCGCUGGCUUUUCGGAGGACACGGGCACGGAUAGCAGCCUGACGGGCUCCACCAUGUCGCUGUGCCUGAUUGGGCCCAGCAGCGGCUGUGGUGGUGCUGGUGGUGGUGGCGGUGGGUCCAAGGACAGCCGGAAGGGCGCGCUGGCCAAUAUCGGGCUACUGCCCGGCGAGUUGGCACGGACGAGACACCGCUUCUCCUUCGACGGGGACUACGCGUUGUUCCAGAGCCACAGCUACCCACGGCGCGCCCGGACGCGCAGGCACAAGUCGUCCAACCAGCUCAAUGCGGACUCGUCACCGCUGGCCAACCGCAAAGUCACGUUCAGCAGCACCGAGUGGAUGCUCGAAAGCACGGUCUGAGGAGGGGACAGUUUGGAGCAGUGCUGCUUUUACAAGUUCAGUCAGAAAAAGACACAACAUUUAUCCAAUUGCAGAGACGGAUGGAUACACACACACACACACACACACACACACACACAAAUAUACACACAAACAAACACACAAACACAGAGACAGUUAGUCAGUUGCACACAUGAAAAACCACAGAUGCAUACCUGAAUACAAAUGCCAUUUUCUUUCAUGCGCGUGUGUCAGUACUGUCCUACACACUCUGUCUGGUGCAGCACUUGAGAUAGCACAGUUUUGGC